CCAGACAAAAUGAUUAGUGGCAAUAAUGUGAUUAUAAUGAACAUAAGGGCACACAUGUCAGAUAUCUCCAUCCCUCAAUGCCUACAUAAACCCUCCAAUCUUUCUUGUAAACUACCAAAACCUUAAAACAUAAUCAGAGUUUAAAAGUCUUAAAAAGAUGGCAAGGCAGAUUUAUACGUCAGCCUUUCUCCACUUAGCCACCAUAUUCUUCUUUUUCCGGACAAUCUCAGCUGUCCGUUUCCCUCCUGGACCAACAACAGCUAACGACCUAGAUUUCAUCCGUACGAGUUGCAACGCAACGCUCUACCCAGACGUGUGUUUCACGUCGUUAGCUGGCUACGCCUCCGCCGUACAAUAUAACCCGGCGAGGCUAGCUAGGCUUGCCAUCGGAGUUUCCAUUUCCCGCGCAAAAUACACAACGGCUUAUCUCUCAAAACUCUCACGCGCCUCAGCCUCUGCCGCCGUCCACGACUGCGUUUCAAACGUGGGAGACGCCAUGGAGAAGAUGCGUGGCUCGCUCCGGCAGCUUCGGGAGAUGAACCACCGUCGUCCCGGAGCUCCGACGUUUAGGUUCCAGAUGAGUAACGUGCAGACGUGGAUGAGUGCAGCGUUGACGGACGAGGAGACGUGUACUGAUGGGAUAACGGAGGAGAUGGAAGACGGAGAAACGAAGACCGCCGUUUGCGAGAAAGUCGCCGACGUCUAGAGGUUCACGAGUAAUGCGCUUGCUAUAGUCAACACAUACGCCAAUAGUGGAGCCUAGGCCUUGAUAUGAAGUUAUAAUACUUGUGUAUAAUAAAGUAUGAUCAGUGUGCUUAGAGUUUACUGCGUUCGAGUUUUGUGUUGCUUUAAGCAAAGUUUAAUUAUAUUCAAAACCAA
This is a messenger RNA of Brassica oleracea var. oleracea, 879 nucleotides long. Its product is annotated as 21 kDa protein-like. Bases 158 to 706 code for a protein of 182 amino acids. The record is from RefSeq and is a predicted model, not a curated record. Gene Ontology annotation, biological process: negative regulation of catalytic activity. Lineage: Eukaryota; Viridiplantae; Streptophyta; Magnoliopsida; Brassicales; Brassicaceae. Gene Ontology annotation, molecular function: enzyme inhibitor activity. The transcript has a single exon.